GAAUCCACAUUAAUAGCCAAUCCAGAGCUCCGAUUAUACAUCCUCGAAAGCCGGCAACUCAUCGUCCUGCACGGUCGCGUAUGCGACAGCUUGGGAUCAAAUCUGACCAUUCCGGUUGGCUGAGACUCAUCGUACGUUUAUACUGCGCCGGCUUCAACGGUCUGGGGAUCACCUCAGACAAAGAGCUUAGGCGGUUAUGCUGCAUUAUCGAGAUAUCGAGCAUUACAAAUGGACUUUAACGUUCCCCCGCGUAGGAGCAAUGCAUCAGAUGACGCGACGUCAUGAUAUUGGUUGAUAAAGGGAGCUCUUGGGAGCUAUCGAGAUUAGUUGUAGCUCACAUUGAUGGUACUGAUAAUCUUGAGUCAAAGCUUCGUAUUAGUAUAGUCAGAUAAGCAAUCUCAUUGAACAUGGCCCCUUCAGCAAUUGACGAGCGCAUCACCGAUGUCGCUGCGCCCCGUAAGGAUACUCUUGGCCUGCCAGAACCGACGUUGGCGCGUCUUCAGAAAGCCGGCGUCGACUUGUCGAAUGGCUACCCUUACAGGCCAGCGGCCCCCUUAUACCUCGACGAUGUUUACAAAAUUCGUGGCGAGCCGUGGAAGCACGAUGAAGCCGGCGCCCGCGCCGACAAGUCCAAGAGCGCUCUGUUCUCGGCCGCGACCAAGGUCACGGACUUGACAGCUCACAUUGGCACAGAGAUUGAGGGUCUCCAGCUCAAGGACUUGACAGACCAGCAGAAGGAUGAGCUGGCACUGCUCAUUGCUGAGAGGAGUGUUGUCUUCUUUCGUAAUCAGGAUCUUAGCCCACAACAGCAAUUGGCGUUGGGCAAGUACUAUGGUGAGGUUGAAGUACACCCACAAGUUCCCCAAGUCCCUGGCAACCUGGGCGUGACAGUCAUCUGGCCCGCCCUGCAGGCAACUGAACGGCAGGCAAACUUCCGCAACCCAGGCGGCGCCUCGCGCUGGCACACGGACUUGGUGCACGAGCUGCAGCCGGCGGGCAUCACACAUCUGCACAACGACACAGUGCCGCCGAUCGGCGGCGACACCCUGUGGGCUUCGGGUUACAGUGCGUACGAGAAGCUGAGCCCCGACUUCCGCAAGAUCAUCGACGGCAAGCACGCCGUGUACCGGUCCGCUCACCCAUACCUUGACCGCGAGCACCCGGAGGCCGGGCCCAAGUUCGUCGAGCGCAUCCACCCGCUUGUCCGUGUCCACCCGGCUACCGGCUGGAAGGCCCUCUGGGUCAACCGCUCCAUGACGGACCGCAUUGUCGGGCUCGAUAAGGCCGAGAGCGACCUCAUUCUGAACUAUCUAUACGACGUCUACGAGAAGAACAUCGAUAUCCAGGUCAGGUUCAAGUGGACGCAGGGCACGUCAGCGCUGUGGGAUAACCGUAUCACCAUCCACAACGCCAGCUGGGAUUAUGGUGGCCACUAUCCUAGACAUGGCACUAGAGUCACAACUCUAGGCGAAAAGCCUUACUUCGAGCCGGGAGCGCCGACGAGGCGCCAGGCGCUGGGCUUAUUGGAUAAGGAUGAGUUGCCCGCUGAUGGUCCCGCUUAAGUGUAAUGGUCUGCUCUAAUGCUAUGAACAAGCGCGGUAAAGAUAAGAUUUAGGCCACGGUCUGGAGACUGUAACAAAUUGUUAUACGUGGCUUUUAUACCCGUCUAUUUAUAAUUAUAAUUACCCGCUUGAAGUCCUGUCCGAUUGCGUCGUGGUGUUGUAAACACAGCCCUGCAGGAGACAAUAUUACGUAUUGCCAACCUUGUUCAGUUUAUCUAACGUAGAUACGGAAGGAAUCUGGUACCAUAAGC
Truncatella angustata is the source of this 1813-nucleotide messenger RNA. Its product is annotated as taurine dioxygenase. The record is from RefSeq and is a predicted model, not a curated record. Bases 408 to 1562 code for a protein of 384 amino acids. Gene Ontology annotation, cellular component: cytoplasm. Gene Ontology annotation, molecular function: 2-oxoglutarate-dependent dioxygenase activity. The transcript is spliced from 2 exons. NCBI's taxonomy places the organism in Eukaryota, Fungi, Ascomycota, Sordariomycetes, Amphisphaeriales, Sporocadaceae.